AUUCUGCUGUCCCCCACCCCGGCUCCAGCUUAGAAGUGAUAAACACUCAGAGGACUUGGGUCGGGCAGUGGGGAGUUACGGGGUACAAAGAGGGCCCCGGGGUGGGGCUGCCCAACCCUGAGCACUGGAGAUCAGGGAACAGGAGGCACAGCUGACACACUGGUGACCUUUUCCCUACAUUCGGCUAUUUUUAGCUCUAAUGCCACCAUCCUCACGUGAGACCCGUUGGGCGCCCCAGGCUCUCAGACCUUUGAGCCAUCUUCAUCUUGCAGAAACCCGGCUCCCCCCCACUCCUGAUUCUCGCCUCGGAGCCGGGGAGAUUCUGGUUGCCAAUCCCUAACUGUUCUCUCAACCCAAAUUUGGGAGUGGGUGUCAGGUUCCCGGUGAGGGCGGGACUUAGGUGGCCAGGCCUGAAGGACGUGGGGACACAGGCCACAGUGACUGUCCCCACAAGCGGACAGGAGCACACCCGAGCCGUGAGUGGAGUUGGGGGUGGCUCUGGGCUGCCGGCCUGGCCCAGGGCUCUGAGCCGGCAAGUGGGGCGGGGGAGGGGGGUUGAGGCUGGUGCCAGGGUCCCACGUGGCAGCGCUGGGGGUACGCAGACCCCGCCUCACUCCAGACCAGACCGACUCCGCUUCCGGGGCCCCUCUAGCCCCCACCCCGAGGCCGCCCUACACUGUCCUCGGGAUUCCUGACGUUUUCAAGGCCCUGACCCCCUUGCGACCCCCGCACCAUCGCACGAAGGUUCUGCGGCGGUUGGCGAGGCUGGGGGUCCAGGGGUGGGGCCUCGGCGCUGCGGGUGGCCGACCCAGGGCGGAAGGGGAGGGAGGCGGGCUGGGGGCGCGGCCAGUGCCCGGGGGCGGGGCCUCGACGCGGGCGGCCGUGCUGCCCGCCCACCCUCCUGCCACCUCCCAGGUGCCCAGCAACUCCCAGGUGCCCAGCAACCCACAGGAUGGCGGAAGCGCACCAGGCUGUGGCCUUCCAGUUCACGGUGACGCCAGAGGGGGUCGACUUCCGGCUCAGUCGGGAGGCCCUAAAACACAUCUACCUGUCCGGCAUAAACUCCUGGAAGAAACGCCUGAUUCGCAUCAAGAAUGGCAUCCUCAGGGGUGUGUACCCUGGCAGCCCCACCAGCUGGCUGUUCGUCGUCAUGACGACACUGGGUUCCUCCUACUGCAACGUGGACAUCUCCAUGGGGCUGGUCUGUUUUAUCCAGAGAUGGCUUCCUGAGGGAUGUGGCCCCUACCGGAGCCCACAGACACGGACACUUCUCAGCAUGGCCAUCUUCUCCACGGGGGUCUGGAUGACGGGCAUCCUCUUCUUCCGCCAAACCCUGAAACUGCUGCUUUCCUACCACGGUUGGCUGUUCGAGAUGCACGGCCAGAUCAGCCACUUCACCAGAGUCUGGGCUAUGUGUGUCCGCCUUCUGUCCGGCCAGCGGCCCAUGCUCUACAGCUUCCAGACAUCUCUGCCCAAGUUGCCCGUGCCCAGCGUGUCAGCCACGAUUCAUCGGUACCUAGAAUCCGUGCAACACUUAUUGGAUGACGAGGAAUAUUACCGAAUGGAGACGCUGGCCAAGGAAUUCCAGGAGAAGACUGCCCCCAGGCUGCAGAAGUACCUGGUACUCAAGUCAUGGUGGGCAGCCAAUUAUCUCCAACCUCCCACCCACCCGCAGGUGAGCGACUGGUGGGAAGAGUAUGUCUACCUUCGAGGCAGGACUCCCCUCAUGGUGAACAGCAACUAUUAUGUCAUGGACUUAGUGCUCGUCAAGAACACAGACGUGCAGGCAGCCCGCCUGGGAAACAUUGUCCACGCCAUGAUCAUGUAUCGCCGUAAACUUGACCGUGAAGAGAUCAAGCCUGUGAUGGCGCUGGGCAUCGUGCCCAUGUGCUCCUACCAGAUGGAGAGGAUGUUCAACACCACCCGGAUCCCAGGGAAGGACACAGACGUGCUGCAGCACCUCACAGACAGCAGGCACGUAGCCGUCUACCACAAGGGCCGUUUCUUCAAGUUGUGGCUCUAUGAGGGCUCCCGCCUGCUCAAGCCUCGGGACCUGGAGAUGCAGUUCCAGAGGAUCCUGGAUGACCCCUCCCCACCCCAGCCUGGGGAGGAGAGACUGGCGGCCCUCACCGCAGGGGGAAGAGUGGAGUGGGCUCAGGUACGCCAGGCCUUCUUCAGCUCCGGCAAGAACAAGGCUGCCCUGGAUGCCAUCGAGCGCGCUGCUUUCUUUGUGGCUCUGGAUGAGGAGUCUCACCGCUAUGACCCCGAAGACGAGGCCAGCCUCAGCCUCUACGGCAAGGCCUUGCUGCACGGCAGCUGCUACAACAGGUGGUUCGACAAGUCCUUCACUCUCAUCGCUUUCAAGAACGGCCAGCUGGGCCUCAACACAGAACACGCGUGGGCAGACGCCCCUAUCAUAGGGCACCUCUGGGAGUUUGUCCUGGGCACCGACAGCUUCGACCUGGGCUACUCGGAGACUGGGCAUUGUCUGGGCACACCCAACCCUGUGCUGGCCCCCCCUCAGCGGCUGCAGUGGGACAUUCCUGAGCAGUGCCAGGCAGUCAUCGAGAGCUCCUACCAGGUGGCCAAGGCGCUGGCUGACGACGUGGAAUUGUACUGCUUCCAGUUCUUGCCCUUUGGCAAAGGCCUCAUCAAGAAGUGCCGGACCAGCCCUGACGCCUUCGUGCAGAUCGCCCUGCAGCUGGCAUACUUCCGGGACAGAGGCAAGUUCUGCCUGACCUAUGAAGCCUCGAUGACUAGGAUGUUCCGGGAGGGACGGACAGAGACCGUACGUUCCUGCACCUGCGAGUCCACAGCCUUUGUUCAGGCCAUGGUGCAGGGGCGCCACCUGAAAGCAAACCUCCAAGAUCUGUUCCGGAAAGCGGCUGAGAAGCACCAGAAUGCGUGCCGCCUGGCCAUGACAGGGGCUGGCAUUGACAGGCACCUCUUCUGCCUUUACGUGGUUUCCAAGUUCCUGGGGGUCAGCUCCCCUUUCCUGGCUGAGGUGCUCUCAGAACCCUGGCGCCUCUCCACCAGCCAAACUGCUCAAUUCCAGAUCCGCAUGUUUGACCCAAACAAGUACCCCAAUCACCUGGGUGCUGGCGGUGGCUUUGGCCCUGUAGCUAAUGAUGGCUACGGGGUUUCCUACAUGAUCGCGGGUGAGAACACCAUCUUCUUCCACGUCUCCAGCAAGUUCUCAAGCUCAGAGACAAAUGCCCAGCGCUUUGGGAACCACAUCCGCCAAGCUCUGCUGGACAUCGCUGAUCUUUUCCAAGUUCCCAAGGCUGACAGCUGAGGGCUGGAGAAAUGCCAGCUGCCCUUCUGUCCCCACAUUGUGGAGGAAGGGGCCUGUGGUCCGCUUGCAGGCACAGCGGUGGCCGUGCACAGGUGCCCAGGCUCCAAGGACACCUCUGGAAGCAGGUGCUCCCUGGGCAGACGCUGCUCCCUGAGGGCUCAAGUGGUGGAGGUAGCGCUGGAGCAAGAAGGGAAUCUUCUUUUUGUUUUUUUCUUGCUAGAUGUUAAUAAAAAUAAAGCUGUAUAAUUCUA
Messenger RNA from Globicephala melas (long-finned pilot whale), 3546 nucleotides. RefSeq names its product carnitine palmitoyltransferase 1B (gene CPT1B). Gene Ontology annotation, cellular component: mitochondrion. Gene Ontology annotation, molecular function: carnitine O-palmitoyltransferase activity. NCBI's taxonomy places the organism in Eukaryota, Metazoa, Chordata, Mammalia, Artiodactyla, Delphinidae. Gene Ontology annotation, biological process: long-chain fatty acid transport; fatty acid metabolic process; carnitine metabolic process. The record is from RefSeq and is a predicted model, not a curated record.